AUGAGUAUGACGUUGGGGAAGAAACGUACCCGAGACUACGGGAACAACAAUAAGUUGCCACAAAUCAAUCCACGAACCCAAUGUAACUUGAAAAAGUUGCGAUUGGAGAGACUUAAGGACAUCUUGUUGAUUCAAAGAGACUUCAUUGAGAACCAAGAACAAGUGAAACCCAAAGAAGAGAUCGAGAAGGAUUCAAGACAGCGAGUGGAGGAGUUAAGAGGAACUCCUUUAGAAAUUUCUAAACUCCACGAAAUGAUAGAUGACCACCACGCUAUUAUUAGUAGUGGUAACACAAUUCAGUAUUAUGUACCUGUUCUCUCGAUUGUAGACAGAGAACUGUUGGAACCGGGAGUUCAAGUGCUGACACACAAUCACAACAAAUCGAUUGUCGGUAUUCUCCAGAACGAUGAAGACCCACACGUCUCUGUCAUGAAAGUCGAUAAAGCGCCGUUGGAGAGUUACGCAGACGUUGGUGGGCUUGAGCAACAAAUUCAAGAGAUUAAAGAAGCUGUGGAAUUGCCAUUGAGUCACCCAGAGCUGUAUGAGGAGAUUGGUAUUAAACCACCAAAGGGCGUCAUUUUGUAUGGUCCACCAGGAACAGGAAAAACAUUAUUGGCCAAAGCUGUUGCCAACGAGACAAGUGCGACGUUCCUUCGAAUUGUCGGAUCUGAGCUGAUUCAGAAAUACUUAGGAGACGGUCCGAAACUUGUGAGAGAGUUGUUCCAAGCUGCUAAAGACAGUGCGCCGUCGAUUGUAUUCAUUGAUGAAAUUGAUGCUGUUGGUACAAAACGAUAUGAUGCACAGUCGGGUGGAGAGAAGGAAAUUCAAAGGACUAUGUUGGAGUUGUUGAAUCAACUCGAUGGGUUUGAUACGCGUGGGGAAGUGAAAGUCAUCAUAGCAACAAAUCGUAUUGACUCGUUAGACCCUGCACUUGUAAGACCGGGCAGAAUUGAUAGAAAAAUAGAAUUUCCGCUUCCCGACAUCAAAACGAAGAGAAAAAUCUUUGAAAUUCACACGUCGAAAAUGACACUAGAAGAAGGAGUUGAUAUGGAGGAGUUUGUCAUGUCAAAGGAUGACUUGUCUGGAGCGGACAUUAAAGCCAUUUGCACCGAGGCUGGGCUCUUAGCGCUGAGAGAAAGAAGAAUGAAAGUCACUCAAGAGGACUUCAAAAAGGCAAAGGAGAAGGUGAUGUAUAGGAAGAAAGAAGGAGUACCUGAUGGACUUUACCUCUAA
Entamoeba invadens IP1 is the source of this 1233-nucleotide messenger RNA. Its product is annotated as 26S protease regulatory subunit, putative. Gene Ontology annotation, molecular function: ATP binding; proteasome-activating activity; ATP hydrolysis activity. Gene Ontology annotation, cellular component: proteasome regulatory particle, base subcomplex. Lineage: Eukaryota; Evosea; Mastigamoebida; Endamoebidae. The record is from RefSeq and is a predicted model, not a curated record. The transcript has a single exon. Gene Ontology annotation, biological process: proteasome-mediated ubiquitin-dependent protein catabolic process. The coding region runs from base 1 to 1233 and encodes 410 amino acids.